Phyllostomus discolor (pale spear-nosed bat) is the source of this 1384-nucleotide messenger RNA. It is a transcript of the gene SULT4A1, whose product is annotated as sulfotransferase family 4A member 1. Gene Ontology annotation, cellular component: cytoplasm. Gene Ontology annotation, molecular function: sulfotransferase activity. The coding region runs from base 82 to 936 and encodes 284 amino acids. NCBI's taxonomy places the organism in Eukaryota, Metazoa, Chordata, Mammalia, Chiroptera, Phyllostomidae. Gene Ontology annotation, biological process: sulfation. The record is from RefSeq and is a predicted model, not a curated record. The transcript has 7 exons.
GGCGCGUGCGGGGUGCGGGGUGCGGGCGCGGCGCGGGUGGUGGCGGGCGGCGCGGCUCCGGGCCCGGGCGGCGGCGGCGGCAUGGCGGAGAGCGAGGCGGAGACCCCCAGCACCCCGGGCGAGUUCGAGAGCAAGUACUUCGAGUUCCAUGGCGUGCGCCUGCCGCCCUUCUGCCGCGGAAAGAUGGAGGAGAUCGCCAACUUCCCGGUGCGGCCCAGCGACGUGUGGAUCGUCACCUACCCCAAGUCCGGCACCAGCUUGCUGCAGGAGGUGGUCUACCUGGUGAGCCAGGGCGCCGACCCCGACGAGAUCGGCCUGAUGAACAUUGACGAGCAGCUCCCAGUCCUGGAGUACCCGCAGCCGGGCCUGGAUAUCAUCAAGGAGCUGACGUCUCCCCGCCUCAUCAAAAGCCACCUCCCCUACCGCUUCCUGCCCUCGGAUCUGCACAACGGCGAUUCCAAGGUCAUAUACAUGGCUCGGAACCCCAAGGACCUGGUGGUGUCCUAUUACCAGUUCCACCGCUCCCUGCGCACCAUGAGCUACCGAGGCACCUUCCAGGAGUUCUGCCGGCGGUUCAUGAACGACAAGUUGGGCUACGGCUCCUGGUUCGAGCACGUGCAGGAGUUCUGGGAGCACCGCGCGGACGCCAACGUGCUGUUCCUCAAGUACGAAGACAUGCACCGGGACCUGGUGACGAUGGUGGAGCAGCUGGCCAGGUUCCUGGGGGUGUCCUGCGACAAGGCCCAGCUGGAGUCCCUGAUCGAGCACUGCCACCAGCUGGUGGACCAGUGCUGCAACGCUGAGGCCCUGCCCGUGGGCCGGGGCCGAGUCGGGCUGUGGAAGGACAUCUUCACCGUGUCCAUGAACGAGAAGUUCGACCUGGUGUACAAGCAGAAGAUGGGGAAGUGCGACCUCACGUUCGACUUCUACUUAUAAUCACAGCAACGGCGACCCUGCAUGCUCAGCCCCCAGACACUCCUAGCUACGAGCCCCGUAGGCUCGCGCUCGUCACCCGCUGGACAGGCCCCGGGAGCAGUGUGGACGCGGGCGGGAGCCCCGAGGGGCGGGGGAGGCGGGCUCGCCUGCGGCCGGGGCGGCCGCUGGAGUGUGAGGCCGGCGCGUCUGAUCACCGACGCCGUCAAGGCCGCUGUUCCGGCGGCCGGUCCCACAAGUGCAAGCCUGUCACGAGCAGCCAGAGCGCCUGCCCUUCGCGGCCCCACAGCAUCUAUUGUAUUUUAUAGAGCUUUUCACUGGAAACCUAAAUAAACGUCAGUGUAAACCAAAUAAAAGUUCAUUUCCGCAGGGACGCGGGAGCGAGCCACUCCCCGGUGGUAGGAAGACCUCAGGGCGGACUCUGUCUUUCUGCAGCUCCUGGGAGGCAUCG